Molecule: messenger RNA, 924 nt
Organism: Klebsormidium nitens
Lineage: Eukaryota; Viridiplantae; Streptophyta; Klebsormidiophyceae; Klebsormidiales; Klebsormidiaceae
Source: the annotation of a GenBank genome assembly
AUGACGCGGAAGGCGGCGACUGCAGACAAGGGCAAGCAACACGUGUCGGGUGAGAAGAGAGGCCGGGACGUGGCUGUGAAAAACCCGCCUACCCCCACUUCGGAGCCGCCCGCCAAGAAGCGCUACAAGGCGCGCCUCCCCCGGUCCCUCAAGGAAAUCAGAAAGUUCCAGAGAUACGGCAGCCUUCUCAUUCGCCGCUUGCCUUUCAACCGUGUGAUUAGGGAAAUCACCAGCAAGGUCUCAGGGCGGGACGACAUUCGGUGGACCAUUGACACAGUCACCGCGCUUCAAACUGCUACAGAGGACUACUCAUCCAACGUCCUCGAAGACGCCAACUUUGCAGCUGUGCACGCCAAGCCGGUCACGUUGCAACCCAACUUAGGAAUUCAAGCUUGCACGGCGCAUUCGGGGAGAUACUCCCGGGGACAAGACGGAGGUGCUAAAGUCUGCGGUGAAGUACUCGCCGGCGGAAGAAGAGACUGCCGGCCGUGCGGAGUGGGACCCUCGCUUGAGGGAGUGGAUCCCGAACACUGGGUUCGUCCGCCCAAGGCAAAACGCACCGGUAGUGAAGCGCGGCGCAGGGCGGAAUACGACAGGCGCGUUAGGGAAUUUGAUAGGGUGGAGCGGGAGGCCCGGGGUGAGGAGGAGGAGGAGGCGGAGGAGGACGAGACGGCAGCUGCAGCGGAAAGGGUGAGGGUGCUCGAGGCGGCAUUGGAGGAGAAGGCAAGGAAGGAGGCGUUGAAAGACGCCCGGGCGCAUGAGAAGCUUGAAGCAGCGGAGAGGGCCCGGGAGCUGGCUGAGAACCGGGAGCCGGUGCGCAAGGAGCAGCACGCUGAGGGGGGGGGGGGAGAGGAAGUGGAGCUCGACGCGGCGCUCCUGGUGGCUGAGGGGCAGGAGGAGCUACUUGCCCAACAAGACCAGUAG